GCAUGUUUAACUCCGUCUCGAUUUCAGUUUCAUACCCAGUAAUUAUUUGAACUCAAACAAAACCUUCACUCAUGGAGGUCAGUGUUCUUCAAUCCCUAAUAAUGAUCAUGGUGGUGAUGAUUAUGAGUGCUUCAGCUCAAAUACCCACCACCUUAGAUGGCCCAUUUAAGCCAGUGACCCGAAAAUUCGACCCGUCUCUUCGUUUAGGCAGUGAUGACUUGCCCAUGAAUCAUCCCAGGUUAAAGAAGAACGUCACUUCAAAUUUCCCUGAACAAAUCGCUUUGGCACUUUCCUCUCCAAAUUCCAUGUGGGUUUCAUGGAUUACUGGGGAUGCACAGAUCGGGAAGAAUGUCACGCCACUUGAUCCAUCUACUGUUGCUAGUGAGGUGUGGUAUGGCGAUAAAAGUGGGAAAUAUUCGAAGAAACGAACUGGGGUUUCGAUGAUUUACAGUCAGUUGUAUCCAUUUGAGGGACUUCUUAAUUACACUUCUGGAAUCAUUCAUCAUGUCAAGAUUGAUGGUCUUGAACCUGGUUUGACAUAUUACUACAAAUGCGGAGACAGUUCUAUUGGAGCAAUGAGUGACGAGCGUUUUUUUGAAACCUUACCGUUGCCCAGCCCAAACACAUACCCUCGUAGAAUUGCGGUUGUUGGGGACCUUGGCCUCACGGCAAAUACGACAACCACUAUUGACCAUCUCAUCAAAAACGAUCCCUCUCUUGUUCUAAUGGUGGGAGACCUAAGUUAUGCCAAUCAGUAUGUUACAACCGGGGGCAAAGGGGCACCCUGCUUCUCUUGUGCAUUCCCGGAUGCCCCCAUUCGUGAAACAUAUCAACCCCGUUGGGAUGGAUGGGGAAGGUUCAUGGAGCCCUUGAUCUCUAGAGUACCAAUGAUGGUCGUUGAAGGAAACCAUGAGAUCGAGCCACAAGCUGAUGGAGUCACUUUUGAAUCAUAUCUAAAAAGAUUUGCAGUCCCCUCGAAUGAGUCUGGCUCUAACAGCAAUUUCUACUACUCGGUUGAUGCGGGAGGCGUGCAUUUCAUCAUGUUAGGAGCAUAUAUUGACUACAAUAGGACGGGUGCACAGUAUUCUUGGCUUCAAAAGGACCUAAGCCAAUUAGACCGAAGCGUGACCCCUUGGUUAGUAGCUGCGUGGCAUUCUCCUUGGUAUAACAGCUACUCAUCACAUUAUCAGGAAUUCGAGUGUAUGAGGCUCGAGAUGGAAGAACUUCUAUAUCACUAUCGUGUUGACAUCGUGUUCUCUGGUCAUGUGCACGCCUAUGAGCGGAUGAAUAGAGUGUAUAAUUACAGUUUAGAACCUUGUGGGCCCGUAUAUAUAACCAUUGGAGAUGGCGGUAACAUUGAGAAAGUUGAUGUCGAUCACGCAGAUGAACCAGGAAAGUGUCCUUCACCGGGUGAUAACAUACCUGAAUUUGGAGGGGUAUGUCAUACAAAUUUUUCAUCUGGUCCUGCAAAGGGACGGUUUUGUUGGGAUAAACAACCCGAAUGGAGUGCUUAUAGAGAAAGCAGCUUUGGACAUGGCAUUCUUGCGGUCGUGAAUUCCACAUAUGCACUAUGGACGUGGCAUAGAAACCAGGAUAUCUACAAAGCAAACAGCACCGGCGAUCAAAUCUACAUUGUUCGCCAACCUGAAUUGUGUUCAGUUUCUACACAGCAGCAUAGUCAAACGAGGCCAUCGGCUGCAACGGGAUUCGGAGUUCGUGUUUCGUCCUCUUGUGUCUUGAUCUAUCUGAUUGCCUUUACAUGGCUUCAUCUUCUGUAACCAUUGUUCCACAAUU
Cynara cardunculus var. scolymus (artichoke) is the source of this 1794-nucleotide messenger RNA. RefSeq names its product purple acid phosphatase 23. Lineage: Eukaryota; Viridiplantae; Streptophyta; Magnoliopsida; Asterales; Asteraceae. Gene Ontology annotation, molecular function: metal ion binding; acid phosphatase activity. Bases 72 to 1778 code for a protein of 568 amino acids. The transcript has 8 exons. The record is from RefSeq and is a predicted model, not a curated record.